This is a messenger RNA of Callithrix jacchus (white-tufted-ear marmoset), 3743 nucleotides long. RefSeq names its product SET domain containing 4 (gene SETD4). The record is from RefSeq and is a predicted model, not a curated record. NCBI's taxonomy places the organism in Eukaryota, Metazoa, Chordata, Mammalia, Primates, Cebidae. Gene Ontology annotation, biological process: peptidyl-lysine monomethylation; peptidyl-lysine trimethylation. Gene Ontology annotation, molecular function: protein binding; protein-lysine N-methyltransferase activity.
UUGCUUAAGGACGCGAAGCGGUUGCGACGGCCUUCAGCCUCUCCCUCUGCGGCUCUGGCCCGUACCUUUAACUUGCGUUCCUUUGGGGCCGUUCGGUGUUUCCACGUGUCUUGGGCCCGCCCACUGCAGCCGCCAUCUUGGAGGCGGUCGCCGGCGCCUAGGGGAGCUGGUAGGACUUCCGGGUCGGACCUCUAGUUGCCGGGGUAACCGGAGCAGAGUUGCCCUGGUGCGUUCCUUGGUCUUUCAUUCAUUAGCGUAAAAAGAACUGACUUCAGGUCGCAGGUACUUUCCAUUGCUGGCAUUGUCGUGUGCGCUGGAGUAACCUCUCAUCGUGUGGAAUCGUUCACUUAGCGCAUAACGAUAAGGAGCCUGAGGCCCGGGGGUUCAAUGCCCGCCUGGCUGGCCUGUGGCGGCGGGAGCGGUGUGUGUCGGACUGUAGGGCGGCCUCGAGACUAGAGUUUGACUAUGGGGCCGAGGACGGUACCCGUGUAUGUGGCGGUCACAGGUCUCCGCGUGGUUCUCAGCAGGUUGCUGGUGGACAGCUCGCGCGAGGGCCCGGGAGUCUUGGGGGAACUUCCCGGCGCCGUCUGUGGACUGAGCGCUGGGCCCUGGACCGCACUAGGCGCUCUUGCCUCCGGAGCUGGACUCGCCGACUUUCAGUACAAAGAACAGUGAUAAUCAUAUAACUGGAAAAGCAAAGGUUUUUUAUUUUCGAUUGAGCAUCUCCACAGAAGUUUAUCCUUUUUUAAGAAAUAGAACUGUGUUUUCGAAAGAAGAAACUACAGUUUCAGCAUGCAGAAAGGAAAAGGGAGAACAAGCCGCGUCCGAAGACGAAAACUCUGCCGGACUUCUGAAUCAAGAGGAGAGAUGGGGUCUUUCUGUGUUGGCCAGGCUGGUCUCAAACUCCUGUCCUUAAGCAAUCCUCCUGCCUUGGCCUCCCAAAUGCUGGGAAUACAGAUGUGAGCCACUGUACCUUGCCAAUACUAUAUUUGUAUUGUACCUUUUACGCCAGUGCUUACCAUUGUUGAAUGAGAGCUACAAGUCUGAAUUUAUAGAGCUAAGGAAGUGGCUGAAAGAUAGGAAGUUUCAGGAUUCGAACUUAGUGCCUGCUCGUUUUCCAGGUACAGGAAGAGGGCUGAUGAGCCAAACAUCCCUGCAGGAGGGACAGAUGAUUAUUUCACUGCCGGAGAGUUGCCUGCUCACCACGGACACGGUGAUUCAAAGCUACUUAGGGGCGUACAUUGCUAAGUGGAAGCCUCCUCCAUCUCCUCUGCUGGCUCUGUGCACCUUUUUAGUUUCAGAAAAGCAUGCUGGGGACCGAUCUCUUUGGAAGCCUUACCUGGAGAUUUUACCCAAGGCCUAUACUUGCCCUGUUUGUUUGGAGCCGGAAGUGGUGAACCUUCUUCCCAUAUCUUUAAAAGCAAAGGCUGAAGAGCAGAGAGCCCAUGUGCAGGAGUUCUUUGCUUCCUCCAGAGACUUUUUCUCUUCUCUGCAGCCUCUGUUUGCAGAGGCUGUUGACAGCAUCUUCAGCUACAGUGCCCUGCUGUGGGCUUGGUGCACUGUCAACACCAGAGCUGUGUACCUGAGGCCCAGGCAGUGGGAAUGCCUUUCUGCAGAGCCGGACACCUGUGCACUCGCUCCGUACCUGGACCUGCUGAAUCAUAGCCCACAUGUCCAGGUAAAAGCAGCAUUUAAUGAAGAAACUCACUGUUACGAAAUUAGAACGACUUCACGUUGGAGGAAACAUGAAGAGGUGUUCAUCUGUUACGGCCCUCACGAUAAUCACCGGCUGUUUCUGGAAUAUGGAUUUGUUUCUGGACAUAAUCCCCAUGCUUGCGUUUAUGUCUCAAGAGAAAUACUUGUUAAAUAUCUUCCAUCAACGGAUAAACAGAUGGACAAAAAGAUUUCCAUCUUAAAGGAUCAUGGCUAUAUAGAAAAUUUGACAUUCGGAUGGGAUGGACCGUCUUGGAGGUUACUCACAGCCCUUAAGCUGUUAAGUCUGGAAGCUGAAAAAUUUACAUGCUGGAGAAAAGUACUUCUUGGGGAAGUAAUUUCAGAUACGAAUGAGAAGACAAGUUUGGAUAUAGCCCAGAAAAUAUGCUGUUAUUUCAUAGAAGAGACCACUGCUAUGCUUCAAAAGGUGUCUCGUACGAAGGAUGAAAAAGAGGCUCUGAUAAACCAGCUCACUUUGGUGGAAUCCCUGUGGACGGAAGAGUUAAAGAUUCUCAGGACAUCUGCCAAGACCCUGCAUAGUUUGCAAAUAGCUUUGACCUGACUUCACCGAAGCGUGAAGUCACCUCCUCUGAAACAGAAGUUAAUAUGAAGAGAGCCAUCAUGGGCUGGGGUGGUGUCCACCCCCAGGACAUGCAGGAGUCUGCAGGGGCAGCACAGCUCUGGGAUUGUGGGGCUGUGAGUGAACCAGCUGUGGACCAGCUUUCUGCAUGGCACUUCUAAUGCUUUUCAGAAGAAAGUGCUGAGCUGUGAGGAGAGGGGCGGACUGCGAGGGAGCCAGGAGCCAGCCGCACUCCGUGUGUGUGGUCUGUCACCUCGGGGCCUGCUUCUUAUCUGACACAGCAGCCAUCAGAGUCAAGCAGGUCGUGCUUUUAAGAUGCUCCGAUACCACUGGGUUAAGGGGCAGGUUGGCGGGGGGUGGCUUUGGGCGGUGUGGAUGGGGGAAUGGGAGGCAGUUCUGGGUCCCUGACAAGGUGGCCCAGCUGCCAGCCUUUCCCUGUGUGGACACACUGGUAGGUGUUCUCCAAGGGGAUGCAGGGAUUCCAGGAGGAGGGAGUUUCCCCGCAGACAUGCUCCUGGCCUUUCACAUGCCCAAGGCGGGGCUUGUCUAAUUAUUAACUUGGGAAGAACGGCCAGCUCAGCCAGCAGCUUUGUUCCACCAGGGGGCUGGCCGCCCUCCCAGCUGGGCCUUGGUGGGCCUGUCUGCUUGAUUCUGGGCUUCAGUGUACAUCAGCUGACGGCAGACCAUGGUGGUGGUUUGGUCUCUGUUCUUAUUCUUUGAGUUUUGAUCCUGCUCAGAUCCAGGGUGGGGAGGAGGGGACGCUUCCUGCACAGCUCUCGGGGGACUUCUGAGGGUGCCACCCCCGUAACUGAGGGGCUGCUUGUUCUGUUCGGGCCUGUGCCGGGGUCACUGCUUAGACACUGUUGCCCAGAGUCCUGUUUGCUCUCCCAGGGGUCCGUUCUUCCCAAGAACUCAAAUUCCUUUCUCACUGGAGCCCAGCAAAACCCAGGGACAGGGGCCUGCUGGCCUCAGAAGGCAGGCAGUUUAAAGUAAGACGUUCUCAGGAUUUCUGGAACGUCUUUCCCUGUUCGUAUGUAGUUUAUUAUUUAGUAGUCGCAGUACACUCCUUAUUUUCUUCACUGUUCAGUGUCAUGCAGUGUGUUUCACACUGUGCUCUAUGGAGACUGGCAGACUCUUCUGUAGAGGGCCGCGUAGUGGCCAUUUGAAGCUCCCUGGACCACCGUCUUGGUCCCAGCGAUUCUGCGGAGCAGCCGUCGGCGGCAUGGCAGCCACUGCAAGGCUGGCUCCGGGAAGCUGUCCAGCGACAGGUGCGGGCACCGCAAGGCUGGCUCCGGGAAGCUGUCCAACGACAGGUGCGGGCUGUAGUCUCCUGACCCCUGUGCUGUGCUGGAAUUUCUUCUAUUCCCUAUUAGUGGACCUAAAUAUGUUAAUUUCUUUACCCCUUUCAAGAUGGCCACCCCCUUGAACAUUAAAAACCUUGCAGACCCUC